Messenger RNA from Sander lucioperca (pikeperch), 4070 nucleotides. RefSeq names its product BEN domain containing 5 (gene bend5). Gene Ontology annotation, molecular function: DNA binding. Bases 1091 to 2230 code for a protein of 379 amino acids. The transcript is spliced from 6 exons. Gene Ontology annotation, biological process: negative regulation of DNA-templated transcription. NCBI's taxonomy places the organism in Eukaryota, Metazoa, Chordata, Actinopteri, Perciformes, Percidae. The record is from RefSeq and is a predicted model, not a curated record.
UCAGCUUUUCUCUUUUUAAUGCUGUUUUACUCUGUCUGUCCAAGUAACGUUGAUGUGCGCGAAACGUGUCAAGCUGUCAAAACAAGCCCUUUUGUCCGAUCUGUCAAGACGUGAUCAGCUGGAAUCUGACACUGAUAGCCACAACAACGUCCUCGGCUGUGGCUAGCUAGAUAAGCUAGUUAGAUAUGCUAAGAUAAGUUUGGUAGGUAGUCGUACCUUGUCCUCAAUGCUUUACAGAUUUUUACAUUUAGGGUGUCGUUUUCCAAGAGUUAGCCCUCUUGCUCGACAGAGUAGUGCUGCUCGUUUCGAUAAAUACGUGGCAUGCAACGUUAGUCAGUCACAACGGUUGUUUACAACAUGUAGCUAACGCUUGCUAGCUUGAUGUGUAUUCGUUCCGCGUUAGCAUGUUAGCGCUCAGGCGCUAGUUAGCUGCGUGCAGACGCAGAGCUGUCACUACAUGAUAAACACAUGUGACAGCCCGUGGUUGAUCCUUCAUCUGUUUUGUAGAGGUUUGCAAAUGUAGCCGAGACACUAGCCCUAUAGCAUUGGUGGUUUUGCGGUUAGCGUGUAAACUGGCAUAUCUGUUGGUUUGUGCCACAGAGGAGAUGCGGUGCUGCAGUCAUCGCCGUGUCUCAGAUAUUAAUGGAAACAAUAUAUAGCAACCUGUCUGUCAGUAACAUGUCAACGUCAUGGCUGUUUCAUGACAGCGCAUCAUGUCAAUGUGCUGAAGUGUGCAAGUGAAAUAGUUUGCUUAACGUUAGCUCCAGUCACAGUGAUGUUUGCUCACGGUCGUUACUACGGUCGAUCUUUAACUAGCUGCAUCACUAAUCCCCGAAUCUGUCCUGUCUGGGUUGCAGGAUCGGUCCCAUCUAACUAACACCUUAACAGUGGCAGUUAUGUUAAAGCGCAGUAUAGACAGGACGAUUUGAAAAGCUUGUGCAGCCUUUGUAAACCUUACUUUUUUUCUGGGCUAAGAGUGCUAAAGUAAGUUUGAUCAAGUAGAAUGGAAAGAUAAAACGCCCUCUGCUCGGGUUGUACAAAUGGAUGAAAUAAUUCUGCAGAUACAGUAGAGGAAUUUGAAGACAGUAUAAUGCAAAAGAAGAUGAAAAUUCCCAAGAUGUCCAUCAAGAAUUCAGGAAACUCUAUUGAGAACAAUUUUGGAGAGGAGAGAAUGCCACUCAGGCAUAAAAAGGCCCUGUCUCAGGACCAUGGACGCCCCCUUUCCAACUCCUCCAAGAGUCUGGCAGCAGUAGUGGCUCGUCUGGAGAGAAAUGCAGCCAGCUCCUGUAUGGAGGGCGAAGAAGACCUGGAUGAGGACCGGCUGGCAGAGGAGGGAGAGGAUGCAGACGACGAAGAUGAAGAUAUGGAUGCAGAGCAUCAGCAACAUCAUCACCAGCAGCAACCACAGCAUUUGGAGGUGGACACGGAUUGUGUGUCUGGGGUAGCUGCAGCAGUGGUUCCCAGAGUCCUGUAUGAGGAACUGGUUCAUAGCUACAGGCAACAGGAGGAGGAGAUGAGGAGGCUGCAGCAGGAGCUGGAGAGAACCCGCAGGCAGCUGGUGCAGCAAGCCAAGAAGUUAAAGGAAUAUGGCAGCUUGCUGACAGAAGUCAAAGAAUUAAGGGACUUCAACAGGAGGCUGCAAGACGUACUUCUCAUGAGAUUGGGCAGUGAGCCUAUGCAUGACAAUGGCACUCAGACAAUCAAGGCUGAAGUGGUUGAACCCAUUGUUGAGGCCCAAGAAACAUGCAGAGAAGAAGCCAACACCAGUUCCAGCUACUCACCCUCACCCAGAACAGUAUACACCUGCAACGAUGGGAAGGUACACCUCGGUGGAGGGAUCUGGGUGGAGGAGGAGAAGUGGCAUCAGCUGCAGCGGACCCAGGGAGACUCCAAGUUCACAAAGAACCUGGCUGUAAUGAUCUGGGGCACAGAAACCCUCAAGAACCGUAGCGUCACUGGAGUGGCCACCAAAAAGAAGAAAGAUGCCCUGCCCAAACCUCCACUGUCGCCCAGCAAACUGAAAAUUGUCAGAGAGUGUCUCUACGACAGAGUGUCUCAAGAGACAGCGGACAGUGCAGAGAUUACGCAGAGAUUGUCCAAAGUGAACAAAUACAUCUGUGAAAAAAUAAUGGACAUCAACAAGUCCAUCAAGAACGAGGAGCGGCGGGAGUCCAAGCUGCUCAUUCGACAGACAGUCAAGAUGGAGAACUUCACCUACGAUGGCAUGUAGUGGUCAACUGUUGUCACGCCAGCGCCUUCUGCCCCCCCCCCCCUAUGGUUGUUAUAUGAAACGUUAAAACAAAUAGACCCCUUCCCAGCUCCCUAUAGAGCAACCAUCACCUUCCUCAGUGCCCAGUUUUCCCAUUGGCUGACAGACAGCUUUACCCACCAGUGUGUGAACUAGUUUGAUAUGAGCUGGUGUGAGUGUUUUUAUAAGCUUUACAGUGGGAUUGGUACAGAGACAUGGUUUGUUGACGUUUGUGCAUUUGUGUCAAAGGAAAGAUUACAUGUAAUUUUUAAAUUGAUUUAUUGUUCUGUGUCAGAACAUAGUUUUGAAUCCUUAAACUUUUAAAAAGUAAUUAGUGGAGAGGUUAUUUCCCUAGAUAAAGUCAUCUGUUUCUAUAAAGAUAAUGAUGCCAGCUUGCAUUAGAUCUAAGUUGUGUGAACGGCUGGAUAUUUUGGAGACUACCCAAUAACUGCUGGGAAUCUGAGUGUUUGCUGUUGGUACUUAUUGCAUAAAAUGGGACAUCAGGGUCUCAAAUGCACAAGUCUUAAUUGGUAACAGUGAGAUUGCAUUUUGCAACAGAGAUUCUGUUGCUCCAAGAUAUUAAUUAUGUGUGUGCGCCCCCUUAACUGUAGGUCAAUCACAACACAUGGCUUUAUUAAAAAGACGGCUUACAGAGGUUAAAUGGGAAGUAUGACUCUAAUGUGGAGUCUAUAAAGUGCUGUAUUUGUUUAGUUUUUUAUGUUUGACCUUUUAGUUAUGAGCAUUUGCCAUCAAUGAGAAAGGUUUGGAUGGGAUAUUCCCAUCUUACUAAACAUGUCACUUUCAGACAAUUUGACCGUUUUUAAUGAGUUGUAGUGGUACAGGCACAUUAAUGCCUAGAAAGGCCUUACAUGGAUUUGGCAAUCACUAGGGUAUGCCCCUGGGUUUUCUAAUAAGCUGUGAUUGUAAAUGUAUAGUAAGCUGAAGCGAUGAAGCUUCACCUGCACUUUGCUGUGAGAAUGUGAGAGGUGGCUAGGUACUAUUUUCUGUCUGGUUCACACCAUUAGGUUGAGCUGAGCUGGGCUACUUGCUACCCCCCCUCAUCUUCAUGUGGAAGCUGUGGGUAAAGCUGUCUGUGCUGUUUGAAGUCAUCUGGGCCUGCUGAACCCCAUAAUAACCCCUUCUUCUAUAAGCCACGCCACUGGGGAACAAAGUAAGGUCGCUCCAGUGACAAUUUCCUCUGAGCGAUGCCAUCAGAACUUUGAAAAUGUAUGUUUUUUUUUUACAUUUUUUUCCUCAGUUGUUUUAUUGUUUUGAUCUAAAAUGGUUUGUGUGGCUGUCUGCAGGCUGGAACUAAAUGCUGCAGAUUGAAAUCUCAACUGUGACCUAGCUGUGGCUAACUGUGAAUCUGCUGCAGAGCUGCCCAUCAAGCCUCUCUCCUCUUCAUACUCUAGAUUCUUGUUUGUCGGUUGUUUUAUUUCUGUCUAUCAUUUUGUCUGUCACGGUUUUUGUUAUUGCAAAAGUUCAGAUCAGCCUUUUGUUAAGCUACCUUAUGUUUUGGAGAUAUUUUAGUGUACAUAAAACUUUUAUUUUUUAUUUUUUCCACCAAACAUGGAUAUUUCAGUUUCUCGUCAUAUUACCGUUUUAAAGGCUUUGGUCAAGUUUUGAUUUAUCUAAUUGAGGUUGUAAUUCCAUCUUACCAGACAAUUGCUUGUUCCUUUUUACACUUAUUUAUAUAUAUAUAUAUAUAUAUAUAUAUAUAUAUAUAUAUAUAUAUAUAUAUAUAUAUAUAUAUAUAUAUAUUUAUUUCUAUUUCUUUGUUUUUUUUAAUUGUUGGCUUUAAGCUUGAUGUUGUAUCCAAAUG